GUUUGUUUUCUUUUUCAUCUCCUUUUCGGUUUUUCCCUUCAACUUUCCGAGCGCGUGUACUGAGUGUCGAACAGCCCUUCUUUGAUUUUUAGAUUCCCUUUCCCUCGGCCCCCGGACGCAACUUUUUGUUUUUCACGAGACACGACUUCUUUACACACCUCGAGACACGGUCUUUACACAGGUUGGCACAGAAUACACUACUGCCCAGCCCUCUAAUUCAAUCGAUACAUAAGUAACUGAAUAAAAUAUGGAAUCCCAUACCGUUCUCCGCCCCACGGCCAUCCCUGAUCUUGCCGCGAUCAAGACUUGGGGUCUUGAAGGACUCACCAAGGCCAAGUUCAGCUUUGACACCAAAACCACCACUGCCACCAUCCUUACCCUUAUCCUCUCUCUUCUUGUCCUCGAACAGCUCGUCUACAGGGCCAAGAAAGCACACUUGCCCGGUGCCAAAUGGACCAUUCCCGUCAUUGGCAAGUUUGCCGACUCUUUGAACCCCACCUUGGCCAACUACAAGGCCCAGUGGAACUCUGGACCUUUGAGCGCUGUUUCCGUGUUCAACAUUUUCAUCGUCAUCGGUUCCUCCAACGAAAUGGCCAGGAAGAUCCUCAACUCCCCCAACCACGCUGAACCCUGUCUCGUCGCUUCUGCCAAGAAGGUCUUGUUGCCUGAGAACUGGGUCUUUUUGCACGGCAAAGUCCAUGCCGACUACAGGAAGGCAUUGAACGUUCUCUUCACCAAGCAGGCUCUCAGUAUCUACCUCCCCAUUCAGGAGAAGAUCUACCGAAGCUAUUUCAACAAGUGGAUGUCUGAUCCCGCCCCUGCUCAGCAGUACAUGAUGAAGAUGCGAGACCUCAACAUGGACACUUCUCUUUCCGUGUUCAUCGGCCCUUAUCUCACUGAGGCCCAGAAGCAAGAGAUCAACGACAAGUACUGGCUUAUCACCAUCUCUCUCGAGCUCGUCAACUUCCCCCUCGCUAUCCCUGGUACCAAAGUUUACAACGCUAUCCAGGCUAGAAAGAUUGUCAUGAAGUAUCUCUCCGCUGCCAGUGCUGCCAGUAAGAUCAGGAUGGAGGACGACGACGCCGAGCCCGAGUGUCUUUUGGACCACUGGGUGCGAGCCAUGAUCCUUGCCCGUCGUGCCAAGGAUGACGGUGAGCAGACCAGACUCCUUUCUCGAGAGUACAGCGACCACGAAAUUGCCAUGGUUCUCUUGUCGUUCCUUUUCGCCUCUCAGGACGCCAUGUCUUCCGCUCUCGUCUACACAUUCCAGCUUACUGCCGACCACCCCGAAGUUCUUGAGAAGGUUAGGGAGGAGCAGUACAGGGUUAGGGGUAACGACCUCGAGAGGCCCUUGACUUUGGACAUGCUUGACGACAUGGUUUACACCCGAGCUACUAUCAAGGAAGUUUUGAGGUUUAGGCCUCCUGUCAUCAUGGUUCCCUACAUGACCACCAAGCCCUUCCCCGUCUCCCCCGAAUACACCGCGCCCAAGAACUCUAUGAUCAUCCCUGCCUUUUGGAACUCUUUACACGACGAGACCUGUUACCCUGAGCCCGAUCGAUUCCUUCCCGAACGAUGGCUCCCCCAGGCCGACGGUUCAGCCCCUAUCGCCGACUCCAAGCCCCAAAACUACCUCGUCUGGGGUAGCGGUCCGCACAAGUGUAUCGGUGGCCAGUACGCUUCUAUGCAUUUGGCGGCCACUUUGGGUACGGCGAGUGUUUUGAUGGAUUGGAAGCACGAGAGGACCGAGUUGAGUGAUGAAGUACAGGUCAUUGCGGCUAUCUUCCCCAAGGACCACUGUCUCCUUAAAUUCACCCCUCGAGCUCCCCCUUCAUAAGCUUCUUCAAGCUGUGUAUUAUGGCGAUAAAGGAAGUAAUGAAGUAUUCUCUAAUGUUUAAAGAUACCCCGGUGUGGAUCUUUCAGUAAUAUUAAUGUUUUCAUCGUCUGGAAAGUUAUCUUGGGCGUCUGUAUAGCUAGAUGUCUCUCUUAUGGGAAUCGACCCCAAGAACACUGAAAGAAUAUGCAAACUCUCGUCUUGUCUUUGUAAAGGAAAA
Molecule: messenger RNA, 2054 nt
Organism: Cryptococcus deneoformans JEC21
Lineage: Eukaryota; Fungi; Basidiomycota; Tremellomycetes; Tremellales; Cryptococcaceae
Product: C-22 sterol desaturase, putative
Exons: 8
Coding region: 248-1837 (529 amino acids)
Biological process (GO): sterol metabolic process
Molecular function (GO): monooxygenase activity; iron ion binding; oxidoreductase activity, acting on paired donors, with incorporation or reduction of molecular oxygen
Source: RefSeq, a predicted model, not a curated record